AGCUUCCCUUUCAGAAACAUAUACGAGUCGUAUGCGUGCUACGAUUGUUUGGCAGCCCCCAUUUUUAGUGCUGGCACUGAAGACGGAAGGGCGACGGUAAAGCCCGUCGCGUGCAUGUGAUCGCCGGGGCAGAACAAGGAUUCAGAAUUGCGGUAAGACACACGUUAGACAAUGAAACUUGCCUCCCUACCAAUAGGUUCCCCCCGCUCUCCGACUCUGAUACCAGUCAACGGUAGCCACUUCACCUGCUCCACAUUUACUAUCCACUCCAAUACAAACCCAGAUCUGCCAGUUAUUGGAAAGGACGGUCAAAGCCCUUCUUAACACAUUCACUGUCCACAUUAGUUCGAGCAUGACUGCGCCUUCCAAACGGCCUAUCGACGAUGUCGAGUCAGAUGGUUCAUAUGAUAGACCCGCCAGGCGCGUUCGGUCUAAGCACGCAGAUGACAUAUCGUUAUCAAGUGUCCCGGAUACGGUCUCCGAUCUCCCUGACGCCAUAGUCAGGCGUCCAAAACGACCCUUAGAUGACCUAGAAUCAGACACAUCUUUACCUAAGAAGAAGGUUCGUCUAGGAUCUUCAGAUGGCUCCAGUAGUAAGCAACUGAGUAAUAGGCAAUCAGACGAUGCUUCCGCCAUUGGAUCCUUGGAACCGCUUGUUGAAGCUGAUAAGCCCAGUGAUUCCCCCGCUGAUUUUUACGAUUCUGGAAAACCUGCCAGUUGUCUUCAGUUAGAGAAGACGACAUCCUCAGAUCAAUUGAAGAUAAACACCCGUAAAGCUUUGUUGCUGCCAAUGGAGCUGCACGAUAUGAUUCUGCAACACCUAUGGGAUUCAGAUGUCAAGUGCGACUGGCAUAGUACUCUGCGUGAUUGUGCUCACACGUGUUCGAGAUGGCGCGCUGCUGCGUUACCUCAUGUGUUUCGUGUUGUCACAUUAGGUGGUAGAAUCAGCCUCGAAAGGCUUUCAGCGCUCAUCCAUGCCAAUCCCGACAUCGCAACAUGGAUACGCAGAAUUCGCUUCUAUGGGAGAUCUCUACCGUACCAGGAUGAGCCGCUGAAAUGCCUCGUGAACGUCGUUGAAGACCGGGAACGUUGGAUAUACCAGUUCCCCUCAACGUUUGGAGUUCCUCUCCCAAACCUCAAAGUCUUUGAGCUCUUCGGGUUUGCUCGGCUCAGCCCGCGGCGUGAGUACCUAGAAGCUUUCGCGCGCUGGAUUCCUCAGUUAGCGAAGUUGGAAUCUGUCGAGGAAUUCAAUUUACUUCGCGGUCAAAUGUGCUCCAACAGCAUGACCGCCAUCGUUCGUGCUUUUCCAAACCUGGUCAAAGUUGGCCUUGGUCUGGUCGAUUUUACUUCCCCAAACUUCACGGUACUAAGGGAUGAGUCAGUUGCAAAUGGAGAUGACGGCGAGCAUUCAUCACCCCCGGCUACUACUGGCUCCGUCAAAGCUGCUGAGCCUUCCGAACCGGUGCACGCAAUUGCAGCGGAAGCUGGAGUGUUAGGUGCUCUACCCGACGAUAUAGAAGACCCACAUUCUUCUCACGAAGAUUCUAAGCAACCGGUGCAACUUCCUCUAUUUCAUCCGCCGCCCUUGCUGCAAUCUUUCUCGAUCGAGAACACAAAGACGGAAUAUCCACAGUUCGACCUCGCGCUUUUACACGAUUGGCUUUGUCCCAAAUCCCUCAAUCGAAGCCUCAAGUCGUUGAAGAUCAGUGUCAACAUUGAUGACCGGACUCUCGCCAAACUUAUAUCUCACCUUGGCGCUUCCCCUGCAUUGGAAUCUCUGAGUAUAUUUACAGGGGAUGGCAUCGAUUAUCUCAUCGAAUGUCGACUGGACCUCUCUACGCUUUCCAAUCUCACAGAUAUUCGCCUCCACACCAACGAGAUAUUGCUUCAGGAUGAUCAAGUCGAAGGGAUGCGCUAUGUUCUGUCGCAGCUCAAUGCACGUCGCCUACGAAGACUUUCCAUUGUCAUUGGUUUCCCUGAUGGUUUUUACAGCCUCGAGGGAACGGAUGCUUACAUCGCCGAGACCUUCGAGGAUCUGGACCAGUUUAUUGUCGAGGUUUAUGAAGAUGACUUUCGGGCAUUAGAAAAAGUACGGAAAGAGGUGGAAGCGAUGUUCCCCCUGAUGAUGAAACGAGGCAUUCUGCGGGUCGAUUCCUGGGAUGUACCUUAUCUCUAUUAGGCCUUGUUCUUUCUGCGUACGUAGCCGUGUGGUGCACAUUUCGCUGAGAUCCAGUACUACUAUACUUAAUGCCUGUCGUCGCCUGCAACUACUUUUCAUUGGUGAAGACC
This is a messenger RNA of Somion occarium, 2289 nucleotides long. The record is from the annotation of a GenBank genome assembly. NCBI's taxonomy places the organism in Eukaryota, Fungi, Basidiomycota, Agaricomycetes, Polyporales, Cerrenaceae.